Amoebophrya sp. A120 is the source of this 2137-nucleotide messenger RNA. NCBI's taxonomy places the organism in Eukaryota, Dinophyceae, Syndiniales, Amoebophryaceae. The record is from the annotation of a GenBank genome assembly.
GAUGGAGAGAGCAGAUCGUGAGGAGGGCACCGUGAGAGUAUUUGUGGUCGCUCGUGUGAUCAAGGGCAUCACAGAAAUCAUGAGCAGUUGAAUUUCUCGUUCUCGCCCCGCAUGCAACUCCUACGCUACAAGAUGGAAGUCUCGUUCGCAGCGGUGGAUUUGUUUUUACGCCUCAUUAGCGCAGCCUUGCUUUUGACUCAAGUCAUUUUCUUGUCUAGCCGUAAUGAUGAAGUUUGAAAAAACAUUUAACGAGUGAAAAUAGAAGAACGAAGACAAGAUGAGCACCUCUCUUGCGUCGUCUGCGCGCGUCGUCGUGGAAGAAGCAGCGAAGAGUCUGGAUCAGCACCUAGCCGCAUACGAGUUACCAUCCUGAAAAGAGAAGUCCUCCCCAGGUAGAUGAAGCAUGAUACCAAAAUAAGAAACAACCUUCACCCUGCGCCGCGCCUUGCGGUGGCGGCCCUAUUUAAAGCCUAAAAAAUUUAUGGCCUUCGCCCUUUCCGGCACAGGCUUUCGCUUCUGGCUUCGCCCCCUUUUGCUCUUCGCGGGUCUCUGCUGCAUUGCGGCCGCCCACCUGAGGCACUUCCGGAAUUGGGAGAAAGCUGGCGGGGUGUCAUCCUUGUGCGCGAGACCUUUGCUGCGCUCUAAUUAAGGGCCGCGCCCAAGCUCUUAUUUUUUUGGCCCGUUUUUGCGUCUUACUUUUUGGUCUUACUUUUUGGUCUUACUUUUCGGUCUUACUUUUUGGUCUUAUUUUUUGGUCUUACUUUUUGGUCUUACUUUUUGGUUUUAUUUUUUGGUCUUACUUUUUGGUCUUACUUUUGUUUCUUAUUUUUAAGUCUUAUUUUUUUCUUUUAUUUUUUUCGCCUAAAAUAACGCUUAUUUUUUCUCUUAUUCCCCCACCUAUUGCGCGCCCGGCCACGGGCCGGGGGGUCUUAUUUUUUUGCUUAUUUUUUCUUUUAUUUUUUUGCACACUGAAAUCGCACACGAAAUCGCAAAAAAGGCGCCCGCCAACUUUCGGGCCGUGAAAAUAAGCCCGCCGAUAGUGGGGCGAAUAGGCGGCCUCAAGGGCCCGCGGCCCGGCUCCUUGGCGCCGUCUUAUUUUUCCCCGACUCUUAAUUUCGCGAGGCCCGGGUGAAGGAUGGCGCGUUCGCGUGGACCACGCCCCGGAACACCGCCCUGACCCUUGGCGGGGUGUGUUGCCUUUUCCCCCUUCAAGGCGGCCGCGGAUUUCGCUAAUUGUGUCCGGUGCCGCGCCCACCUCUUUGUCCGGGGCGGGCGUGCCUGCCCGCUUGGCCUUUGCCGGAUAGCGGCCGUCGUUCUGCUUCGAUGCCGACCCCCGGGCGGGUAGGCGCGCCCUGAGGCCAACUUUGUGGCCGCUCUCGCCAUGUGGUGAUCCGGCUGCCUGGGUCCCGGCUUUUGGCGCGACCCGUAAAAUUUUUAGGCGUUUUUUAGCAAAAGCCCCGCAGGGCGCGGCUCCGGGUGACAACCUGUUUAUUGCCCUGCGAAGCAUUGCAAAUUAAGACAUGAACGCAGACCCUUGAUGCAUUAAUAUCAGCCACGCAAACUUUGAUUGGAUCCAGGAUGAGGACGCUUUUCAUGUUGAUACGAGGUCGCGAAGAACCACAACGCCGAAGUACUGCAGCGCGCUCUGGCAGAAAUGCGUACCUUCACAACUGAGAAUCGCGGCAACCUAGAGCACGCCCAAAUGGAAAUUCAAAAGGCGCUCGAAAGUCGCACGGUUUCGAAAGAAAAACUUAGCGAAGACGCAGAUCUUGCUCCCCUAGACGAGUACAGAAAUAGGUACCGGCGUCCAGACGUUGAAGCCGAAGAUUUUUUCACACAGGUCGAGGAAUCGAAAAAAGGGAUGAAAGAAGCUGCUUUGAGCCUCCAACACGCGCUGCAACUAGACCCGAAUGCAUCCUUUCUGUAGCACUUGAACUAAAUGAAAUUGUGUUUUUUUUCUCAUAAUGUAGAAGGUACCGGCAAAGAAACCACGAGAACUACAAAAACGAGAACACAUGCAUUGUUCAAUACCUGAGGACUUUUCGCAUAGUUGGCUGGGCUGAUGAUGAACCUGAACAUUGCUUGCUCAAAACUUUUCUCCUACACAGAAAACGAAACUCCGACCAACGAAAAUGAC